AAUUUUGAAAGAAAAUCUUGUUUUAUUUUCGAAUCUGAACACAUCUGUACUGUAUAUCCUAUUCAUGAAGUAAAAUUUAACUAUAAAAGACAUUAGAAUAAAGUGUAUUCUGAAUAAUGUUAAAAUCUAAUGCAGCGCCAUCUGUGAAAUUUUAUCAGAAAAUAUGUAGAUUUUUAGUAGAUUUCUGAACGGUGUUGGUAGAUUUUUAGUAGAUUUCUGCGGCAAGUUUAGUAGAUUCACUAUAUUUCAACCUGGUCACGCUGGUUCUCAUGUACACUUUAGUGGUAAAAUUUUUCAAUGCAAGUCUCUACGAUGAGUGGAUCCUGAGAUAUAGCCGCUUACCUCGCUUAUUUGCCCAUCCUGUACGUACAAGUACAAGACCAUCAAGUCAUAAAAACUAACAAUUACAUUAUUUAAAUAUAUUGACUUCUAUGGUUGACAUUGAUGAAAACACGUGUUCUGUCCCAGACUAACAUUCUGGUUUCCAGUGUACCUCGUGUGUUUUGACAUUUGUAGUCAAGUAAGUUGAGUUAGAAUUGAAUUGAGAGUUUAUUAGCAUUUUAAAAAUGGAGUCAAAUAGUGAAUUAUACUCGAAAGUUGAUCUUGGUUAUUCCGAACCCUGUGAAAGCUGGAAGUUGUCCAGCAAGUUUUUUCCUAGUAAAAUUGGAGGAAAACCUGCUUGGCUGGAUUUAGAUGGUGUUCCUUCAGGAGAAGAUUUAUCCUGUACAAAAUGUGGAGAUCCUAUGACAUUUCUUUGCCAAAUAUAUGCGCCUUAUGAAGAAGACGAUCAUAAUUUCCACAGAACUCUUUUUAUUUUUGUAUGUCGAAAACCGGAGUGCCAUGAGAGGAACAAAUCUCAAAGUUUUCGAUUAAUAAGGUCGAAUUUGAAAAGGAAAAACAAAUUUUAUUCCUAUGAAGCUCCUGAAGAAGUUGAGGGUGAACACUCAUUGAAGACCUGGUUGAGCCUUUGUGAAGUUUGCGGCUGUGUUGGCACUAAAAAGUGUAGCAAGUGCCAUUUGGUUAAUUAUUGCAGUCGACAGCAUCAAAUCAUCGACUGGAAAGAAAACCACAAGAGUCUUUGUGGACAAGGCUCAAUCAGAUCUAAAAAAUAUUCGGCAAUUCUGUUUCCGGAAUCCAAAAUUAAUAUAGAUUUUGAGAUAUUGGAUUCUGAAGAAACAAAUGAAGAAGAAGAGAAGCAAAAAUAUAUUGAUCUCGUUAAUGCAGGCAAAUCUGGAGAAGAUGUUGAUGAAGAGGAACUCGCCCAGUAUAUAACUGAGGAUCCAGACAAAACCUUCACGAAAUUCCGAGAAGAAAUUGAUGGAUAUCCUGACCAAAUUUUACGAUAUGAAAGAGGUGGUGAGCCACUUUAUAUAUCUAAUGAAGAGGUACCAAAGGACAUUCCCAAUUGUGAGCAUUGCGGAGGCCCCAGGCAAUUUGAGUUCCAGAUUAUGCCUCAGAUGAUUAGUAUAAUCAAUGAGGCAAAUUUGGACUGGGGUAUUCUUCUAUGCUUCACAUGUAUAGCCAGUUGCGAUGGUGGGAGGUCAUAUAAAAAUGAAUAUAUAUAUAAACAAGAUGUUUCUUUAGUUGAUUUGAAAUGAUAACUAUAUAAAUAUAUUUAUAUAAUUAUCAUUUCAUAUGAACAGAAGAUACAUCUUGUUUUAAUAUAAAUUCUAAUGUUCCGUCCAAGAUUUCCCAUCUCUUGAUCAUUUGUAAGUAUUCAAUAUUUUGAAUGUUGAAUUAACCAUCAUUCGAUCAGUUUUUGUUUCAUUAACCGGAUUAAAGCAAAAGUAUAUUGAUCUCGUUAAUGCAGGCAAAUCUGGAACAAUAGGAGAUGUUGAUGAAGGGGAACUCGCCCAGUAUAUAACUGAGGAUCCAGACAAAACCUUCACGAAAUUCCGAGAAGAAAUUGAUGGAUAUCCUGACCAAAUUUUACGAUAUGAAAGAGGUGGUAAGCCACUUUAUAUAUCUAAUGAAGAGGUACCAAAGGACAUUCCCAAUUAUGAGCAUUGGGGUGGCCCAGGCAAUUUGAGUUCCAGAAAUCAAUGAGUCAGUUUUGGGCAAGGGUAUUCUUCAAUGCUUCACAGGUAUAGCCAGUUGCGAUGGUGGGAGGCCAUAUAAAAAUUAAUAUAUAUAUAUAUAUAAACAAGAUGUUUCUUUAGUUGUAGUCUGUUCAAAUUGUGGACAUCCUAUGAAAAAGACAAUCACAAUUUCCACAGAACUCUUUUUAUUUUUGUAUGUCGAAAAUCGGAGUGCCAUGAGAGGAACAAAUCUCAAGGUUUUCGAUUAAUAAGGUCGAAUUUGAAAAGAAAAAACAAAUUUUAUUCCUAUGAAGCUCCUGAAGAAGUUGAAGGCGAACACUCAUUGAAGACCUGGUUGAGCCUUUGUGAAGUUUGCGGCUGUGUUGCCACUAAAAAGUGUAGCAAAGAAAACCACAAGCUUUGUGGACAAGGCUCAAUCAUGUCUAAUAAAACUUAUAUAGAGAAACAAAAGUACCUGUAUCUAGUAAAAGCAGGCAUAUCUGGAACAAUGGGAGAGGACAGAUGAAGAUUCAGAUAAUACAUUCACCAAAUUCUGUGAAAAAAUUAACGGCUAUCCUGAACAAAUUUUACGGUAUGAAAGAGGUGGUGUGCCACACUCUACAUUUCUGAUGAAGAGAUACCUAAGGACAUGGCAUGAGCAUUGCAGUGGCCCUGGGGUGUUCUUUUAUGCUCUACAUGCAUAGAAAGAUGAGGUGAUUGAGCGGACUAUAAAAAUGAAUUUGUAUUAAAACAAAAUAUUUCUUUAGUUGAUCCAAAAUGAUAAUUAUACAUAUAUAUAUUAUAAAAAAUUUUAAAUCUUAAUGUACAAAUUUAGUCGAUUCUCUCUUAUUAAGUCAUAGCUCUUGCUCCAUUCCAUAUUUGUUUCAGUUAGAAUAUUACAUGCAUGUUCUAAUCUUCCUCGUUUUAUCCUCUUCUAUAUUUUGGCUUCCUAUAUUUGCUUAUCAGGUGUUUCGAUGUUUUGUAAUUUCAAGAUUCAAGACGGAAUUUUGUUGAUUCAUUAACAUUUGGUUAAAAGAACUUGUUAAUUCAUAAUUUUUUUUAAUGCUUUCAUUCUCAGUAGAUAUAAUAAACCAAUUAAAACAACAGUUGUAUAUAUAAUGUAUAUAAUCUGAAAUCUUGAAGUAUAAUUUUGGCGUUUGAUCUUGUUUUAUUCAUAAUUAUUCUUUAAAAAAUUAUGUAAAUAUGUAUAUAUAUUUUGAUGAACUGGUUGAAAUAAAUGCAAUAUUUUAUUUUAA
Molecule: messenger RNA, 3274 nt
Organism: Harmonia axyridis
Lineage: Eukaryota; Metazoa; Arthropoda; Insecta; Coleoptera; Coccinellidae
Product: programmed cell death protein 2-like
Exons: 2
Coding region: 567-1598 (343 amino acids)
Cellular component (GO): nucleus; cytoplasm
Source: RefSeq, a predicted model, not a curated record